Messenger RNA from Leucoraja erinaceus (little skate), 3399 nucleotides. RefSeq names its product kinesin-1 heavy chain-like. The record is from RefSeq and is a predicted model, not a curated record. NCBI's taxonomy places the organism in Eukaryota, Metazoa, Chordata, Chondrichthyes, Rajiformes, Rajidae.
UCCUCAUUACUCAAUACCCAGUCUAAAAUAGCCUGCUCUCUCGUUGGUUCCUCUACAUGUUGAUUUAGAUAACUAUCCUGCAUACAUUCCAAGAAAUGCUCUUCCUCAGCACCCCUGCCAAUUUGAUUCACCCAAUCUAUAUGUAGAUUGAAGUCACCCAUUAUAACUGUUUUGCCUUUGUCACACGCAUUUCUAAUUUCCUGUUUGAUACCAUCUCCAACUCCACUACUACUGUUAGGUGGCCUGUACACAACACCCACCAGCGUUUUCUGCCCCUUAGUGUUUCGCAGCUCUACCCAUACCGAUUCCACAUUCUCCAAACUAAUGUCCUUCCUUUCCAUUGCGUUAAUCUCCUCUCUAAUCAGCAACGCUACCCCACCUCCUUUUCCUUUCUCUCUAUCCCUCCUGAAUAUUGAAUAUCCCUGGAUGUUCAGCUCCCAGCCUUGGUCACCCUGGAGCCAUGUCUCCGUGAUCCCAACUAUAUAUUAGUCAUUAAUAACUAUCUGCACAUUUUAUACAACGGAGUAAACAACGAUGUAUCACGCAGGUAUCGGACCACAACUUAAUCUCAUCACACAGGACACAACUUAAUCUCAUCAUACAGCGACCACAACUUAAUCUCGACACACAGGGUACAAGGUACAAACCCACAGCCAGCACAUAAUGUCAUCCCAAGAUAGACUUGCCCAUACAUGAUUCUUAAAGGUACAGUCGAGGGGAAUAUCCUGCCAAUGAUAGCCAUGCCUAAUCCAGGAGGAGCAGCCUUGCUGAUACAUGUAUAUCAGACGUGGACACUCAAGGAUAUUCAGAAGGCAGUAGAAGGGAUAACACACCCCAAAGAGAGUUUCACAAGGUGGCAACGGGAUUUUGGAAACCUGGUCGUGAGUUAUCGGUUAAACUGUGUUGAAUAUGAACAAGCCUUGCAAAGUAUGUUCGGUUUUGAUUGGUGUUUGAUAGAAGGGGAUUGGAACGCCCAGGAUUGCAUUUCGAAUGGGAGCAUGAUGAUAAUGUUUACCAACAAAAGAGAAUAGCUAUGGAAGGGCAUGUAAGGGAGCAUUACUGAAAAAUGGUUGACUAUAAUAAAAUAAAAGAAUGUGUGCAGACAAAGGAUGAGGAUGUGCGCCACUAUUUCGCCAGAUUGAGACAAGUAUUCGAAGCAAAUAGCGACACAGUGGCGCCCGACCAGUGGGUGGAUGAUGGACCAUUCGCCCAACAACUAACAAUAGAAUUAUUAAACGGCAUGCGGCCAGAAAUAAGCUUGUACAUUAAGAAGCACACGGUGGGCUACAGACCGGAGGGUUAAGGCAAUUUAAGGACUGGGCAGUACAUGAGGAAGAAAAAUGCAAAAAGCAGAAAAACCACAGCCAAACAAGUUUAUCUGGCGGAAGUAAUAGAAGAGAAGACGGGCUAUGGAGGAAUGAUGAGGGGAAACUAAUCUUACCAAGAUCACUAUUUAAAUAUGCAUGUUUAAUGAGCCAUGGGGUAACCCAUGUCUCAGCAGGAGGAUUGAUACAGGUAGUGGACAAAAUAUUCAAAACAUAUGGCUACAAGUAGAGCGUGAAAAGCUAAAAAGUGUGGAUCAGGAGAAAAGUCGUCAAUUACAUGGAUUAACCAUCAUGCAGGAUCGGCCAGAGCAAGCUAGGCUGGACCUCAAAGGACUUGAAGAGACUGUGGCAAAAGAGUUGCAGACACCCCAUAAUCUUAGGAAGCUUUUUGUUCAAGACUUGGCCACGAGAGUCAAAAAGAGUGCGGAAAUGGAUUCUGACGAUACUGGUGGGAGCGCUGCACAGAAGCAGAAGAUCUCCUUUGAAAACAACCUUGAACAGCUCAACAAGGUUCACAAGCAGUUGGUACGCAACAAUGCAGACCUUCGGUGUGAGCUUCCAAAGCUGGAGAAACGUCUCCAAGCUACAGCUGAAAGGGUCAAGGAUUUGGAGUCCGCAUUGAAGGAAGCGAAGGAGAAUGCAGCUCGAGAUCGUAAACGCUACCAGCAGGAAGUGGAUCGCAGCAAGGAAGCUGUGCGAGCAAAGAACAUGGCGAGGAGAGUACACUCUGCACAGAAUGCUAAGCCCAUUCGUCCUGGUCAACCCCCAAUCCAUGUGCAAUUCGUAGGGGAGGUGGAUUCUCCCAGAACAGCCAAGCGGUUGCUGUACGUGGAGGUGGUGGAGGUGUAAAAUCAGAUAAGUUUGUCCCUGGAGGGGUACUGAAAUCAGAGAUAUUGGGUUCUUGCCUACAUCUGUUAAGGAUACUUUAAGCAACAACAUAAUCAAAGCGCAACAGAUAUCAUCCAACAACCUCAUCAUUCCAAGAUAGUGUGAACUCUGCAACUUAAACUUUUCACGGGAAUAUUUUUGGAAGAAUAAAACAAAACAAAACAAAAAAAAACUGGCCUGUACAGCUACAUCCUUGCAAAAUCUAAAUGCAAUGUCAGCAUCUUGCAAAUACUACAUGUGAUUUAUUGUGUAGCUUCAUUGGACAGUACAUUGUCAUUCAUGUCUUAAAUUUAGUCUGCACUGUGCCAAGUUGAAUGUACGUCGUUGCAGGAAAACCUUCGCAGAAAAUUGAAACCUAAUUUGUGUAUAUUUCAUUGUUUUAGGAUUUGUGAAACAAUGUCUUCAAGUAGAUUUGCUAAGCUUGUUUUACAAUGGGGGUAAAAUGAUUUGGAGGAACCCAGCUAUAACCCUUGUGUAAAUUAAGACAGUACUUGAAGUUUUCUUGAAAUGUGAUUUUAUCUUGGUUUACGAUGAAGAGAAGUACAAUUUGAAUACUGAAGGUGGAUUUAUGACUGUGGUUAGCGCAGAGAACAGAAAAAGCUGCUAAUAAAACACUGGAAUGUUUGAUGAGAUUGCUUAACAUGAAAAUAUUGCAUUGUCUGACUAACAUUUGGGACGAGCAGAUUAAACUAUGCUGAAAGCAUAUUGCUGACCAUAGUAUAGUAUAGUAUAGUAUAUCUUUAUUGUCAUGUUCCUGAGUACUCACAUACCCAGAGGAAACAAAAAAACGUUGCUCAACCAGUGUCCAUUCAGUGUGCAGUAAAAAAUAAAUAGAAAUAAAAAUACAUAUAUCAUGAACAAAUUAAACACUCUACUCUCUACUAAACAUCAACAGGCGUUCCGAUCGGCAGCGGCACGACAGUGGCUCUGCUGCAGUGUGUCCAGGUUGGUGGUUGGUGCACGAUACUUUGGCAGGGGGCGAAGUCCGUUUAUCAGUCUUAUAGCCUGCGGGAAGAAGCUGAGGAGCAUCCUGCUGGUUUUGCAGCUAAUGCUCCUGUACCUCUUCCCAGAUGGCAGGAUGGAGAAUAUGUGAUGCGAUGGGUGGUAGGGGUCUUUGAUGAUGGAGAUGGCUCUGCUGAUACAUCUCUUCCUGUAUAUGUCCAGCAGGAAAGGGAGUGGAGCACCA